This is a messenger RNA of Drosophila willistoni, 1969 nucleotides long. RefSeq lists its product as uncharacterized. Bases 92 to 910 code for a protein of 272 amino acids. The record is from RefSeq and is a predicted model, not a curated record. The transcript has a single exon. Lineage: Eukaryota; Metazoa; Arthropoda; Insecta; Diptera; Drosophilidae.
CCUUUGGUUCAUUUGAAUUUUGUAUGUCAUUGAACACACGUCUUUACUAAAUCAAAAGUUUUUAAGCAAAAUUUUAAAGCCGUUUUUAAAAAUGCAAAGAAUGCAAUCUGGGGGUUCAGCAGCUCCUGACCUCGACAACGGCAUCGAUGAUAUGGCCAACGAGGGUGCUACUCAGAACAAUCAGAUGAACAAGUACAUGGAGCCAACCUGGAAGGAAUGGUGCAAACGCAAUGCCAAGCCUAUAGUACGAGUCAAACCGAAAGUGGAACGCGUGCUCACACCAUGGCAAAAGCCUGGACCAAUGAAGAAAAAGAAUUGGGUACAUUUCUUUCAGUGGGCCGAAAAGAAUGCGGCUCCCAAAAAAUCUAAGGCUAAGGUGAAGCGAUUGAUACCCUGCGAAGACGAUUUCUUGCCAUGUGCUAAAGAUGUUACGAAAAUGGAUCCAAUGGAUUUGAUUGAGAAAAUGGAAAAAUUGGCACAGCCUGUGGAGCGAAGGGUGAGGGAGAAGCAUGUCUAUGUGCAUGAAAUUCCCACAUAUUCGCCAGUUAUAGAAUGGGGACAACCGCCCCAUCAAGAUAAAGGACGUCCCUUUCCACCACCCGUGGAAGUGCCGAAAUGUUUUGCCAAUGAUGAUAUUGAGGCUGCCUUUUGGGCCGACUACAGAUUUCCAGUGCGUAAGGCUGCUCUUCUUGGUCGUCCUUCGCCGCGGAUUUUGAGCUUAUCUAAGCCACGAGUCAGGCCACCAAUGCCGCCGCAUUGUUACAUCCCAGAGAAGACUUUGCGUCCUUUGGAAGUGCCGCCGCCAAAGAGACGUAAAUUCACACGGAAAGGAUGGCGUAUGCAUCAAAUACGUUUGCUUUAUCUCGCAAGACCUGUCACUAGACCGAAAUAUGAAUAUUUUUACUCUUAAACCGGAGUAGGCUGAGCAAUUUUCAAAAUUUUGCAGUUUCCUAUUUCUAUAUCCCAUAAACCUCAUUCACAAUUUCGUAGUCAACUAAUAAACAUCGUAAAAAAAAAAAAAAAAAAUAUUCAAUAAAAAAAAUUCCAAUUUAAAAAAAAGUCCUUUUUCAAAUUUUUCGUAAAAUUACGAUUUUAUAAAUUUAGCAAAGUGUAAAGUAGAUUAUGUCGGCCGCAAACAUUCUAAAUGAAGUGCAUAAUGAACCUCAUACUGAUCCGUAUGGAACGGUUGAUUCGACAGCAGAUGCUAAUGAGAAGCGACUGGCCCAUGAGGAAUGGAUCAAUAAGAAUUCCCAGCCCAAGAAACGCGUCAUACCAAGAGUGGAGCGAGAACCGACACGCUGGCAAAAGAAGGGUCCCAUGAAGAAGAAGCAAUGGAAACAAUUCUUUGAAUGGGCCCAAAAAAAUGCUGUGCCCUAUGAACGGAAAUUGCCAGAAGUUACAGUACCCUGUGCUGCUGACUAUCUGCCAUGUGGCAAAGAGCCUAGAGCUAUAGAUCGCGAUGACCUACUGGAGCGAAUGGACGAGCUAUCUACUCCAUUGCCGCACAAGAUGACACCCAAAUACAAGUCGGAUAAAAAUGUGGCAACCUAUUCCCCAGUCAUUGAAUGGGGGCAACCACCAAUGCCCCAAAAGGGCCGCCCGUUCCUAACGCCCAAAGUGCCGUGUUGUUUUCCCAACGAUGAGGUGGAGCAGGCAUUUUGGUUUGCCUAUCGUUUUCCCAUACGGAAGGAAGCACUCAAUGGACAUGCCUCGCCGCGUAUUAUAAAUUUGGCCAAACCAAGGGUCAUGCCGCCGUUUCCUCCGCAUUGUCCUAUACCCGAACGUCCACCAGCUACAGAUCCCUUGGAUGGACCAGCACCGAAACGCAAGAAGUUCACACCGCGACAAUGGCGUUUGCAUCAAAUCCGUUUGAUCUAUCUAUCGAAGCCAGUGACUAGACCUCAAUAUGACUACUUCUAUAUGUGAUAAGUGGCUGAAUAAAAAUUCAGAUUCUUAAUAUCUGACCUUA